This is a messenger RNA of Anoplopoma fimbria (sablefish), 966 nucleotides long. Its product is annotated as calcium homeostasis modulator protein 2-like. Gene Ontology annotation, molecular function: monoatomic cation channel activity. NCBI's taxonomy places the organism in Eukaryota, Metazoa, Chordata, Actinopteri, Perciformes, Anoplopomatidae. The transcript has 2 exons. The record is from RefSeq and is a predicted model, not a curated record. Bases 1 to 966 code for a protein of 321 amino acids.
AUGGCUGCAGCAGCACUCGUCACAGAGAACUUUAAGUUUGUGUCCCUCUUCUUCAAGAGUAAAGAUGUGAUGAUCUUCAACGGUCUGAUCGCUCUAGGCACCGUGGCCAGCCAGACCGCAUACAAUGUUUUUGCCUUUGAGUGUCCGUGUUCGUCUGGGAGGAACUACCUCUACGGCCUGGCUGCCAUUGGUGUUCCGGCACUGGCAUUUUUCCUGGUGGGAAUAAUGAUGAACAAGAGCACAUGGGACCUGGUGUCUGAGUGUCGGCUCAGGAAGUGCCGGAAGCUGUCAGGAGCCUCUGCAUUUGCGCUGCUGGGAACCAUCGUUGGUCGAGGCGUGGUGGCUCCGAUAACGUGGGUAGUUUUCUCUUUGCUGCAGGGCCAGGCAUACAUGUGUGCCCUCAGCGAGUUCGUUGACCCCAGCACGCUGGAGGGCUUGCCUCCAGGUCAGGGGUCAAAGGUAAUGGCGAAAUUCCCGUGCAAAGAAAGUGUUCCAACAGAGCUGCAACGAUUCUGGGCUGAAGUUGAGCGACGACUGAAAUAUGAAUCUCAGCUGCUAGGCUGGCUGCUGGUGGCAUUAAUGUCACUGAUGGUGUUCCUGAUACUGUGCGUGAAGCGCUGCUCCUCUCCACUUGGCUACCAGCAGGAGGACUACUGGUCCCAGUACCGCUCUAACGAAAAGACCCUCUUCCAGCGCACAGCGGCUGUCCACUCCCGCCUGCUGGCUGCAGAGAACGUUAAGAGCUUCUUUGGUUUUGUGGCACUGGAGAAUGAGGAGAAGGAGCAGCUGGCCCAGCACCAGAGCGCCAGUCCCAUCUGCAGCACAAACUGGAACAGGGUGACCGGCGUCUACCUCUACAGGGAGAAAAACGGACUGCCUCUGUACAGCAGGCUCAACAAAUGGGCCACGUACAGCCUGGAGAACAACGUGGAGGCCAUGGAGAAAGAGAUGGACGUGCUCAGCUGA